Amoebophrya sp. A25 is the source of this 324-nucleotide messenger RNA. The record is from the annotation of a GenBank genome assembly. Lineage: Eukaryota; Dinophyceae; Syndiniales; Amoebophryaceae.
CCGAGCUCAUGUUCCGCGGCUCACAUGUCGCACUUCUUUUGCUCAGCGAUGAUGCCCUCCGCAACUGAUGCGCCAGUCGAAGAAAUGGACGUGCCACGUGAAUCGCUGAAAGCAGCGGAGGCGCCGUUGGAGAUGUUGUUAGACGAAGCUACUAGUGGAUGUCCUGAGGAAAUGGACGCCGUGAGUCAGCAUGCUCUUGCAGCGAAGAAUGCAGAAACUGAUCGUUCUUUGGAAAGUGCCGAAGAUGACUCAUUUUCCUCGAGUGUUGUGCACGAAAAUGAGGCGUCAGUGCUGACGACUGACUGUUGCGAUUUUGUCCAGGAC